CAUCACCAUCUCACUACAACUAUAAUGGGCACCUCCAUUUCCGUUCUGAUUGCCCGUCUUGAGGGUCGAAGUUCUCUGAAAACUCUUGAACCAUGCCUGUUUGCUGAGGAAGGAUAUCCCAUUUAUGGAGACGUUGUUGAAUUCCAUGGUGCAGAAGGAACGGGAAAAACAGAAAUGCUCUAUCAUCUCAUUGCUCGCUGCAUUCUUCCAAAAUCAAGAGGUGGUUUGGAAGUUGGCGUGCUCUUUAUUGAUACGGACUUCCAUUUUGAUAUGCUGCGUUUAUUGACCAUCCUGGAAUACAGGUUGUCAUCUCAAGGCACCGAGGCCACCAUCAAGCAUUUUCUGGAGAGGUUUCUUCUUAUUAACUGCCACAGCAGCUCUCAGCUGCUGCUCAGUCUUUACUCUCUGGAAAGCAUGUUUUCGUUGCACCCUUCCCUUUCCCUCUUGAUUAUAGACAGUAUAUCAGCUUUUUAUUGGAUAGACCGGGCCAACGGAGGAGAUAACCUGAAUCUGCAAGAAGCAAAUCUAAAAAGAUGCGUGUGGGUUCUCCAAAAGCUUGUAAAGGAGCAUCACUUAGUUUUGUUUGCCACUACUCAGUCGCUUAUGCAGAAGUCACUGAACUUUGUGGAAAGCUCAGAAAAAAACGACUGUGAUGCAGGUUCAGACUACCGCCCUUUUCUUUGUAAACCAUGGCAACAGCUUGUCACCCACCGGAUUUUUUUCUCCAAGCAGCCCCAUACGGAUGGCACCCAAGGAUUUUCAAUGACUAGGUGUCACAUUCAGAACGAUAUCAGAGUAAAAAGUUCAUUUUGUGUUACGGAACAAGGGAUCCAGUUUUAAAAGCCAGCCUUUUUUAUUAAAAAAAAGAGAGAGAGAGAAAGAGGCUGCAUUGAUAGUGCAGUCGGGUUAAUUUUAAAGGCACAUGUUCAUUUUUUUUAAACAGUUUUUUUUACAUUUUUGUACUAAUGUUAUCUAAAAUUAAAUUUUAGAAAGCCUGUUGAUCGGCUUUGGGCUAAUAUUCAGGUGUAUAGGGGGGAAUUGAUGAAGCUAAUUUAAAAAAGUUAAGUCUGGAAUUUAAUAAAGGUGGAAAUUUAUUAUUUUCAAGCACAGAAACAGAAGCUGGAUCUGGGUUGAGCGCUGAAGUUGGGCUUGAUUUGUUUCUGUUAGAAAAAAUAUGUUUGUUGAAUGCAUGCAUGGCAUGCAGCCAAAUUUAAUAAGAAGAAUACUAUUUUUUUCUCAACCCACUGAAUAUCAUGCUUUUAUCUGUUUUUUUUCCUGAUUUCCUGCAAAUUGUUCUCACUUAUUUCAAAGGUCUUCAUUCCAUCCAGUGUUGUGAAGUCUUGGGAUCAACCAGGAAAAUAGCUUUGAAAAACUUUAAUUGGCCUUUUCUUCAAAUUGUAGGUUGAAAAGUGGAAAGCCAUGGAUGCAGUGAUAGAACAAGCAAGUUCUUAGAAGGAACUUGAUGUGUCUGAAUCCCCAGUAUUUUUAUUCAGCGUGCCAUAUGUCAAAAGCUCGAGAAAACAAGGUUUGUUCAAAUAAAAAAUAGUCUACAGCUCAGAGCAGUAUCAAAAAUAAUAUUGCAUCUGUAAAAAUACAUGUUAAUUUUAUUGCCCUUUGAUUAUUUCAGUGCUUUGCAACAUAUAUUUUAUUAUUGACAAGUUCAAGAUAUAUGCAAGGCUAAAAAUAAAGUCUUAAACAUUAUAGG
Molecule: messenger RNA, 1705 nt
Organism: Protobothrops mucrosquamatus (brown spotted pit viper)
Lineage: Eukaryota; Metazoa; Chordata; Lepidosauria; Squamata; Viperidae
Gene: XRCC2
Product: X-ray repair cross complementing 2
Exons: 3
Coding region: 25-840 (271 amino acids)
Biological process (GO): double-strand break repair via homologous recombination; DNA strand invasion
Cellular component (GO): replication fork; centrosome; Rad51B-Rad51C-Rad51D-XRCC2 complex
Molecular function (GO): ATP binding; ATP-dependent DNA damage sensor activity; four-way junction DNA binding
Source: RefSeq, a predicted model, not a curated record